AUGGCUGAUCCAACGAAGGAAAAUGUGCUCCUGGUUUGGGACUAUGAUUGGAGCUUGAUCAACACCAAUUCUGACACCUUCGUGGUGGAUGCGCUACAUCCAGAACUCAUGGAGCGAUUCGACAGCCCCAUGGGAUGGACUCAGCUCAUGGAUCAACAAGUCAAAGAAUUGUUUGCUCGCGGAGUUUCACGUGAGCGACUCGAAGCAGUGGUCUCAGCGGUGCCAGUGUUUCCUGGUGCCCUUGAUGCCAUACGAUCUGCGCAAGAAGCGCAGGCAAAGCAGAUGGUUCUGAGCGAUGCCAACACGAUUUUCAUUGAGGCAUUUCUCCGAAAGGAAGGGCUUCGGCAUUGCUUCUCAGAUGUCAUCUCAAAUCCAGCCGACUUCGAUCACGAGGGCAGGUUGCAUAUCAAGCCCUUUCAUGAGGGUGAACCUCAUGGCUGCCCACUCUGCCCCAGCAAUUUGUGCAAGGGGCGCGUUCUAGAGCAGAUUCUGGCCAGCUUUUCCCCUUCGCGCGUGGCUUAUGUGGGUGAUGGUGGUGGAGACUUUUGUCCUGCCUGCGAACUUCGUCCCCAGGAUCUGCUGCUCUGCCGCGCACCGCCCAGCGAGCCGUUGAAACGCUUCGGUCUGCUGAGACGCCUCGAAGGACCAGCACAGGCAACACGCCGUGGUGGAAUUGCCAAGGUUGUAGCCAAGAUUGUGAAAUGGCAUUCUGGUCCCUUGGUUGCAUCAAGUCAUGAAAUACCUCAAUUCGACGCCUCUGCAGGGAUUCCAAGGGACUUCAAUGUGUCAUUCCACUGCUUGGUGCGAUUGGUUGCCGGACAAGAUCAGGAUGACCCAUGGCAAGCGCCAGAGCACUUCAAAGGACGAGAACUGUUGCAUCCAGGUGAUGACCCUUUGAAGUCGCUCAUUCGACAAGCCAAUGAAGAGGAGGCCUUCCGCAAGGCAACGGAGUUCGUUUUGCUGCAUUCACCGCAGCAAGGGAACCUCAAAGAAGAGGUUAAGAGACGAGACGCCAUCCAGGAUGCUGUCUCGCGACGUGAAAACACCAGACCCAUGCUACCAGUACCUUUGUGGGAGCAACGGCAGCAUUAUGCAUCCAAUCUAGGACGCUUUUGUCAGAGCUGUGAACGCGGAGGCUCCCACAGAAGUGCUAAGCGAAUGGGUGAAGGUGUCCACUUCGUGGAGGAGUCAGAUGGCAUUCUAGCAGCUGGAAAGACCAAAACAAAGCAUGAGAAGAACAGGCUGGGUAUACUUGAAGGGACUGUCGCAAAGGAAGGCGAGUCAAAGAACUACAAGCGCCCAGAUGGACACUCCUCUGGAGCACCAUGUCAGGAUCAUUAUUUCUAUGAGCGUGGCAACGAAGCUGUUCAACGAGAGAUGCCGUUGGGAAAACGUUUGUAUCCCAUCCUGAAGAAACGAGGAGCACCACUGCGGUCCCAGGUUCAGGUCGAGCCCAUUUGA
Cladocopium goreaui is the source of this 1461-nucleotide messenger RNA. Lineage: Eukaryota; Dinophyceae; Suessiales; Symbiodiniaceae. The record is from the annotation of a GenBank genome assembly.